This is a messenger RNA of Coprinopsis cinerea okayama7#130, 558 nucleotides long. RefSeq lists its product as hypothetical. Bases 1 to 558 code for a protein of 185 amino acids. NCBI's taxonomy places the organism in Eukaryota, Fungi, Basidiomycota, Agaricomycetes, Agaricales, Psathyrellaceae. The transcript is spliced from 2 exons. The record is from RefSeq and is a predicted model, not a curated record.
AUGGCCUCCUCAGCCUCGACCUCCUCGACCUCCGUGGUCCAGAUUGCUCCCCUGUCCCCUGUUAUGACGAGCAGCCCCAGGACUGCCUCUGCCUCUGAGCAGCAACCGCGCGUCUACGACCCCAUUGACGAAUUCUUUGGGUACCGAUUCGCUUCCUCUGCCACACACGAAAGCCGACACGACCGCACCGGCAGCGUCGUCCUCGACGCCGAGGCUCUCCCAGCAUACGCUGAAGAAGACGACAGCCUCCCCAAAUACACACCCCACGCCGAGCCCGUCACGCUCGCCAUGUAUCUGUUCAAAUUCGGUUUCUUGUUCCCAUUAUUCUGGAUCUUCGGCGCUUUCAUCCUCAUUUCGCCUCUGCGCGAGCCGCCCAUGGGCGAGCCUGCCUCACCUGCGUGGAUGCCGGAGAAGACUGAAGCUGAGCGCCAGGCGUUUAUUGCUCAUAUGCGCAAGGCUGAGCUGAAGUGGGCGAAGAGGUGCCUUUGGGCUAUCCUCAUCCUCGCCACGCUCGCUACUGUUGGUGGUCUCGCUGUGUGGACCAUCAUGCGACAUUAA